AGAAUAUCCAGUUCAUGACUGACCACAGUACCACACUGAAUGAUAAAGUGUGUAGGCGUAAGGAUCCAGCCACUCUAUGGUUGAACUCACUCCUGUGAACAAACAUGGCUAAAACAUUUUGUGGAAUAAUGUUUUUCAUUGAUUAUUUGUUAUUUACUGAGGGCCAAAGUUAUCUUGAAUAUGGCCUGAUUGAAUUUUGCACUGGACCACUAGGAAGUAAUGAAGUUCUCUUCACUUAUGAUACUGAAGUGGCUGCAUACAUGGACUUAGAAGAGGGGAAACUAAAUAUCUUAGUACCUGAUAUUGCAUAUAGUAUUCCGGGCUUCGAUUUAUUUUCCCUGAACAAUUUUAAAUCCAAUGAUAUUGGAUUAACACCUUUUUGCAAAGAUGCUUCUUAUAAGAUGCUCUCUAUUAAUGCAUCUGAACCUAUUGAACCCCCCUGGACCUCAGUUUACCCCAGGAACGAUGUGAAAUUAAAUGUCAAAAACACCCUUGUUUGUCUGGUAUCUGGAUUCUUCCCUCCACCUGUCAGAGUUUCAUGGACCAAGAACAAUGUGAAUGUGACAGAUGAGUCAACUCUCAGCAGAUAUUACCCCAACAAAGAUAAAAACUUUAAUGUAUUUUCUCGACUGAGCUUUAUUCCAGAGGAAGGAGACAUUUACAGCUGUUCUGUGGACCACAAAUCCCUUCAACAACCUCAAACCAGAACAUGGGGUGGGUUUGUGUUUAAUAUUGACAUUACUGACAAUUGACAAAAACACAUGAUGAAUUUCACAAAUAUGUGUGUGUGUGUGUGUGUGUGUGUGUGUGUGU
Messenger RNA from Cyprinus carpio (common carp), 813 nucleotides. Its product is annotated as H-2 class II histocompatibility antigen, A-U alpha chain-like. The transcript has 3 exons. Gene Ontology annotation, cellular component: MHC class II protein complex. The record is from RefSeq and is a predicted model, not a curated record. Gene Ontology annotation, biological process: antigen processing and presentation of exogenous peptide antigen via MHC class II; positive regulation of T cell activation; immunoglobulin production involved in immunoglobulin-mediated immune response. Lineage: Eukaryota; Metazoa; Chordata; Actinopteri; Cypriniformes; Cyprinidae. Bases 105 to 752 code for a protein of 215 amino acids. Gene Ontology annotation, molecular function: MHC class II protein complex binding.